AUGUUUUCAUAAGCUUUCAGAAGAGGUCAAUAAUAACCUUUACAAUAGCAGCAAUAACCGAUGAAUAUUUCGUUCCAUAAGUAAGUAUCUGAGGUUAUUUAGUUAAUUGUAAGCCCAACAAACAAAAUCCUUUUCUUAAACUCAAUAUGAGAAGGAGAAUAUUAGCCAAUUUCUUGGUUCCACAAAAAGAUAAAAUCUAAAUGAGUCCUUCUAUCAAGAACAACAAGUACCUCAAAUAUCAGAGGUCUAUCGAAUUUUAGAUCAACUGCAACAGAUGAUGAUGGUGAAAUUCAAUGACUUCUAAGGUGUGAUCAAUGAUCAAGAAAAAGCGAUCAGGCCAUUGAUUGAGUAGAAUACCCAAUUGAAUAACUAAUUAACCAAUGUUCUUUAACAAAGUGAGAAGAUACUUUCACAACUCACAGCGAAUUUGGAGAAGAGUGAAUAGAUCAAUAAUAGGAAUUAAAAAAGGAAGAGCAACGAGUGUUCGGAAGGUGAUCUGGGAGCAGUGUAACAACUACUCAAGACUCUUGAUGACAGAUUGAACAAUUUAUCAAAUGAAGUAGAGAUGAUAGCAGAAACAAACAAUAGAUUCCAAGUGCGAGUGAUGGAAGUUGUGAAUAUCGAUAAGUUGGAACAUCUUGAAAACAUGUAGAGAGUAUUGCAAGAGAUGGAUAAAGCAAAGAGGUCCAUAUCUAAAAAAAUAAAGCGUUGA
Molecule: messenger RNA, 712 nt
Organism: Paramecium octaurelia
Lineage: Eukaryota; Ciliophora; Oligohymenophorea; Peniculida; Parameciidae
Source: the annotation of a GenBank genome assembly